Chara braunii is the source of this 3317-nucleotide messenger RNA. The record is from the annotation of a GenBank genome assembly. Lineage: Eukaryota; Viridiplantae; Streptophyta; Charophyceae; Charales; Characeae.
CCGUGAUUGCAUCGACUGUCAACGCUGGAGAGACUUGGGCCAUGGAGACAGAGGACAUUGUGAAGGGUCUUGCAGAUGGCAGCAAGGAAGGGAAUUCGGUUGAGAUGAACACCACUGACUAUGCAGACGUGCUGGCAACAAUAUAUGCACAGACUGCAGAGAUGAUGGGUGAUGGUGAUGAAUCAGACAAUGAUGCAGGAGGGAGCACUUGUGAGACGGAAAAGGUUGGGGAAGAGAGAGGAGAGGGAGGURUGGGGAGCAGGGAAAAUCAUGCAGGGUGUAUUGUUGAGGAUGAAAAUGUGGUCAAGACAUUAGCARGAGAACADUUCCCAUAUGACAUCAAUUGGGUGCCUGGUCGUGUUCAACCGGGUAUUGUUGGAGGAGUACCCUGCUUCGCGUUCAAAGUGGCUGGGACUUGGGUUCCAUUUCCUAUCCCCAAAACAAGCACAUGGCGAAACGUGACUCUGUCAAUCGUGUUUGACAAAGUUAUAAGGUUGAACGAUGCGGCAAGAGCUCAGGAGAAAGGGCAACAUGUGUUGAAAAUGUGGCAUGUUCUAGAGGUGAAGGGCGAGUUCAGGCUUAACAAUUUUUUGUACGACAGUUUUGAUUGCGGAACGCCAUGGGUGAUUGGUGGGAACGAUGCAGCAGCGAGAACGGUGUGCCCCGAGAAUGAUUCAAGGAGGGAUCCUAGGUGGGGUUUGGUAUCAUAUGAGAUCCCGAUUACAUGUGACCGGGUGAGGAUGCAGAUGCGUGAUGCCAUGGGAAAUGUCUGGAACACGCAUUACAUCAAUGACAGGUUCUCCUUCAGGCAUCUCAACAGGGAGGUGUCAGAAGAGGAGAAGAAGGCAAUAACAUGUCCCCCUCAUACUGCUGGGUGCUUUUUCCCGCCGCUUCGGAACCCUAUGGAGUUCGAGGUGGUGGACGGGGAACUUUUCUCUGGUGAGGAUGGUGGCACAUACACAGCUGCAAGAGGGCAGGAAACCACGUAUGAUGGACUAUGGUCGCAGAUAUGGGACCAUGUCACAUUGAGGCGUGACGUUUUGACUGCCAUGGACAUUGGGGCCCAUGUCAUCCCUGAGGGACAGUUCCAGCAGCGUAUGGCCCCUGAAAAGUAUGGCUAUCGCGUCAAUUGGGUCCCGGGAUGUUUGCAUCCUGCAGUGGUUGAUGGCAAGGUGACGAUGGCGGCAAAGCUGCAGUCAGGGCAGUGGCUCCCAUUGGGAUGGAUGCAUGCAGGCAUUGUGGAGCAUUGGCAGUUCCUGGUUGUUCUGGCACGUGUCUCAAUUUUCAAUGUAAAUGUUAAGGACCACGUGCUGUUGGUUGAACACGCAAAGCGCUGUUGGGAGAAGAUCAGGGAGGAGGACCGUCAGAUGGUGUGUGCGGGUUACGAUUCCAUGGUAGACCAGAGGAUGUGGUCCAUGGUUGAGGGGAGUUGCGCUAGGCAAGAGCACAGCGACGGUGAGAACAUAUACAUGACUCACAUUCGCCGCAGGCACCGUUGCACGACCCUUCUUGGCUGGGUCCCAGUCGUAUGUCCCAUGACAUACGAGCAUGGUGGAGACGUCACCAUGACAUUCACAGACCCACUUGGUGUGCCUUUCCAUCUGACCUACUCAGAUGGACUCCUGCGAGACAUUCGGUAUGUCGAGAAGAACGACUUGGCAGGUGGAUUGACGUGGAAGGGCAAGAGGACAGAGAAGCGCUCCGGAAUUUUCCGUUUGUCUGUUGAGGUGGAGGGCGCAUGUGGUCCUGGUGGUAGCGCAGGGUGCUCUGCAGCACAGGGGGACACGGCCAGCCCAAGUCACGCUGCGAUGUCCCAGAGUCCGAGGAAGAUGAAGAAGUGCGCGUCGAAACCGCCAACUGGGAAGACGGCUGCAGGCAAAAAGAAGAAGAGCCCGAAGCCCGUGUCAGCCACCGAUGACACUGCAGAUGCACGCAGUCAGCCCCACAGACGCCCUCGACGCCCCGGGAUGGCAACUCUAGCGGAAAUCAGGAAGUUGCAACGAUCCACCGACCUCUGCUUGGCUUUCAGGCCAUUCUUGCGGAUGGUGCGCGAGGUUGUGGAGGAGACCAUUGCUCCUGGUGCGGGCGUGAGGUUUCAGAUGACGGCGGUGCGUGCUUUGAUGGAGGCUGCCGAGGCGUACCUGGUUGCCAAUUUCGAGAACACCAACGAGGUCGCGAUCCACUCGAAGAGGGUGACGAUCCAGGUCAAGGACAUGAGGCUGGUGGAUAUGUUGUCGAAGCCUCGCUGGGUGGAGAAAUAUGAAGGUAUGUUGGACGAGAGGGUAAGAGCAGAGGAGAGGAAGCGACGGAUGGAGGCCAGACAGGCGAAGACGGAUGGCAGCAGAGCAGGCGCGAAGAAGAGGAAAGCAGUGCCUCGGAUGUGCGAAGAUGGAGAUGUGGACAUGACAAUGCACCAAAAAGGGGGAACAUAUGCACCUGCAAAUUUCAAAAAGUUGUUGGGCACUGUGGCGAAGAACUCCGACAUGCUUGUUGAUGGGUCCAAGGACGAGUUGAAAAGUGGUGCUGCAGAGAUCUUGGUGUUGUCCAGAAUGAAGGACAUCACACAAACACCACCACAGGACUUUCAAGAUGUUCCUGUAAUUGUUGCAGAUGGUGUGGAAUAUGUUCAACUGGAUCAGCUCUGCAAUUUCAUGAAAAAGAGUGAUGAGGACAAGAACGUCAUCCACGAGGCGUUGCACGAAGUGACAGAGUUUGCACUGCAGGGUAAAGAUCUGAUCGAAUUUGUGCCAGCGAGAGGAGAAGACGACUUCAUAUCCGACAGACCGUUGUGGGGGGACUUAUUGUCACGCAAAAUGGACAGCGGUCCACGGGUAUGCGACUGUGGCAGGCCUUUCAUGUCCUUACGAACUUUGAAUUCACAUCGUGCGAGGGCAUGCCCGACUGUGCUGGACGAAAGAGCACAAGGGCAGGAAAUGGGUGUUGUUGACGUCUACGGGCCAUCAAACAUAGGUGCAGUGAAUCUCGUGAGCGAUGAGAGCGAGGACAUCGGAGCCCCCGAGAACGCAGACGGGGAGGGCGGGUCAUUCGCAGAGCAACAACUGCCGCCUGCCGAAUAUUUUGUCAGCUCUCGCAAGCUUGCGGCACUGAUUUUCUCUGCCAGGGGCAGCGUCGGUAUGUCGCAGAGUGACAUAGAUGCUCUCUUGUCACUUCUCAAAGACCCAAGAUUCAGCACGACAGACAUUGCGUACCGUAAUAGUCGAGAGUGUUUGACAUGGGCAGGCAGUCUAGCGGAGGCUGCGGGAUGGAAGGAGUCGGUUCUGCGUAGCGACGACUGACCACGAGAUGUGCACGCCAUC